Molecule: messenger RNA, 1664 nt
Organism: Drosophila elegans
Lineage: Eukaryota; Metazoa; Arthropoda; Insecta; Diptera; Drosophilidae
Product: myb-like protein AA
Exons: 5
Coding region: 215-1660 (481 amino acids)
Source: RefSeq, a predicted model, not a curated record
CGAAAAGAAACGCGUCGCGAUCGCUCCGAACGGUCCGUGUAAAGUAGCAUAAAUUUGUUUCAGUGUCGGCCUUAUAUGGAAAUUACUUGUGCUGCAACGGAAUAUGAAACAAGAAUCUGCCAGUUGCCUAUGAGAAAUCCCCCUGAGUGCCCACGCUCGACCCCCCUUAAAAAUUCCCAAAAAUUUGUAAAAAAGGCUUUUGCUGACGCUUACCAUGUGUUCCAAAGAAUUGCUGCUCCUGGCCGCCAUUCUAGCUGCUCGCUGUUUUGGCAGUGGCUCUACUUGCGAGGAGGCCAUGGAAAUGGAAUCGACAGGGCAGGGGCUCAGAAACAAUAGGUACAACAACUACAACAACUACAACGAUUACAACUACAAGUGGGAUGUGGAUGCUGAUGGCAUUGCAGAUAGCUACGAGGACGACAACAAUGACAACUAUAACUACAACAAAGCACCGUCCAAAUGGCAGCAGCAGCAGCAAAAACUCUACGGAAAUCCCAUCCACAGCAUAUACGACAAGCAGCAACAUCUACAACGGCAGCAGCAGCAACAUGAGCAGCAGCAGCAGCAGCAGCAGCAACAGCAACUUGAACAACAGCAACAGGGACAGUUUGAUGAUGAUCCAGAGAAUGCUCGCAAUGACUUCCGUCUGCAAUUGUCCGACUUAAAUGCGGCCGUUCAAGGUGUGGGCAGGUUUGUUGUUGCCCAGGACAGCAGCAACAGCCAAAGCAACGGCAACAGCAACACCAAUAGCAACAGCAACAUCAACGACAACAGCAACUUUAAACGGCUGCAGCCACCGGAGCAGGAGCAAUUGUUGCUGGCACGUCGCAGUCGCAGCAGCAACAUAAACCAAAGGGCAGCCAUGGAUGAAGACGAAGCCGAAGCUGGAGAACCAGGUCAGCGGGAGUACACUUACAACGAGUUCCCAGCAGCUGACGUCCCCGAAAUCGUGGACAUUGAGGGCGAGGAGGAUUAUGCGGGUCAGGAUGAGGAGGCGGAUGAGCUGAGUUCCAACCUGCCCUACGGAAUCCAGAAUGUGCGCAAGCGUCGUGUGCGCAGUGUUAUGCCACCGGUUCCUUUUCUGGGUCCCAAUCCCAGCUCAGAUGGCGUGGUAACCUAUCAAUCGCUGUGCCCCACGAAUCGUGUGACCGUGAAGUUGGAGAGCGGCGACUACCGACCCAAUCACUACGUGGAGGUGACCUGUGCCCACAGCUACUCGCCCCAGCCAUCGAGGACCCACAACUACGAGUACGGAUACAGGGGCAAUGAACUGCUCCGAGCUCUGCUCUCCGAGCGCGGUGAAAAGCGAGAGAUCUGCUCGGCGACGGGCUUCUCGUGCAUCCAGCUCAACCGCACCAUCCACCUGAUCCGGCUGAACGACGCCUCCGGCUGCUGGGAAUCGGAGACGCGAACCGUGCCCUCCGGUUGUGAGUGCAUGUGGCCAAAGCACAGCUACGGCGACAUAGCCUUCUACCACCAGGCGCAGAAGAGGCGGGGCGGAGGAGGAGGCGUGACCGGGCUGCGACCCCAUGGCCCCAUCAAUGUGGAUUACAAGCCCGGAGUGGGCUAUCGCCAACUGACCCUGAGGACGCGGACUCCCAAGCCAGCUCCGCGCAGUCGACGCGAGGAUUUGGGCUACGAGAGCUACGAGCUCAACUAGUAUC